AUGGCCGAGCUGCGAGCGCCCGGCGUGUGCCCCGAGGGGCCGCCGGGCGCCUUCGAGGUCACCGCCGUGGGCCUGCGCACGCGGUCGUGGGACGCGGACGAGCAGCUGCUGGCCGACCUGGGGCGCUACAUACGCCACAUGAGGAACCAGAGCGAGUGGCCAGAGGAAUUGGCGCGGAGCUUCGAGUCUGCCCACGCCUGCCUCGAGAAGCUGGCGCACGUGGACGCGAAGGACGUCCUGGCGCUCCAGGAAACGUGGACGGAGGCCGACACCGACGUCCUGCGGAGGCUGGACCCCUAUGCCGAUGGCUUCGUGGAGGGCGAGCUGGAUACGGAGGCGUUCCGGCAGCGCCUGCCCAGUGCUGGUCAGUUCGCCGAUAUUGUCCAGGAACGCGCCUUUGCAAUGGUCGGCGCCUCCGACAGCCUCCUCGAAAAGAGGCCUGGCCCUGAGAUCGACGCACACGAGGUCGUGGUACGCUUCAACGACCAUGUAAAAGAUAACUUAGACGAAGCCGUGACAGGCACCAAGACCACCAUGCACGUCACUUGCGACGCUUCUGGACCGAUGGGCGACGAUGGCGUCACGGAGUUUGACUUGGAGACACGGGCACCAUGGAGCUCGUAUUGCAACAAGAUGAAUAUCAACGGCGUAUUCUACCAUCCGAACAUCACCUACUACAUUAUGAGGCCCACCGCAUUGUGCGCGAUGGACUCUGAGUUCAGCUUCUUCACGAGGGGCUUCAUGUUCUACUGGCUAGUCGGACGCUUAUUUGACCAGCCCGACAUGUAUGGUUUUGAUGGGGACGCCCACUACGACAACAACCAAGUGGUCUGGGAGUCGUUCUUGCACUUCGAGCACGCGGUUUACCGCCUGGUUCGUGGAGAGUUGGAAAUCCCAGCGGAUGUGGAGCCAUUGGAUGCAACGUGA
Messenger RNA from Prorocentrum cordatum, 927 nucleotides. The record is from the annotation of a GenBank genome assembly. Lineage: Eukaryota; Dinophyceae; Prorocentrales; Prorocentraceae.